GACACACUCAAUAUUUAUAGUUCUGGUUAAACCCAUUUUAAUUUUAUUUGUGCGAAGCGGUCCUCCUGCAUAUAUAACUGGCUUAUAAUUUUACAUUCUGAGUCGUUCAUUUUUACAGCUGUGUUGACUUACCUGCUUUCAGAUUUAUUCAGGUAUUGACAGCUAAUGAUUUAAGAUGUUGAUGUACCAAUUGGUGAUUUUGUGUCUUACGGUUUUAGCUAAAACUUACGGUGUUCUCUAUAAAGACCAGGAUGAAGUACGGGUAGUUCUUGUUGGGAAAACCGGUGUUGGGAAGAGUUCCCUUGGUAAUGCUCUGUUGAAAAUGGAACUUUUUGAAGCACAUGGUGGUUUUAAGUCUGUAACCGAAAAAUCUACAAGGGCAUCAGCCGAAGUUGAUUUUCCUGGAUUCGGUAAAAAGAACUUGGUGGUCGUAGAUACACCCGGAUUAUUUUGUACCAAAAACGCAAAUGAUGUCACCGCUGAGGAGAUCGGUCGGUGUGUUGAGAUGUCGUUACCUGGUCCGCAUGUCUUCAUUUACGUCAUCAGUGGCAGCGAAAGAUUCACAGAUGAGGACUUUAACACGUUUGUCCAGUUACAAGAAAGAUUUGGUGGUGACGUCUUUCGUCACUUGGUCGUUGUUUUCACCAAAGAAAAACCAUCUGAAUUUACAGACGAAUUGGAAGAUAUUCUCGAAAAGUGUGAUAAACGGUAUGCAUAUAUCAACACGAAAACACCCCAAGGUCGUCCCACAAAGGAAGUAGACGAAAUUUUGGAAUUGAUUUUGAAAACUGUUCAAAUGAAUCAUGGUAAACACUACACAAGUUUUAUGUAUAAACAGGCCGCAAAGCGCAGGGAAGAGGAGAAGAUAAGAAAGGCACAAAUGGAAGAGCAGCAAAGAGAACUGGAAUAUGUACGUAGAAGAAAUGCAGAAAUAGAAGAGGCCAAGAGGCCUUCCAAAUUGUCAUCCUAUGUUUUAAUGGGGCUCGGUGGUGCUGGGGCCAUGCUUACUGGAGGUAUUCCAGGUAUUGUAAGUGCAGCCGCAGGUUUGACAGGUUUGGCAGAUUUUACAGGUUUGGUAGAUUGGUGUAGUAAGUACAUAUACUAACACAUCUAGAAAUGGGCUGACUUGAAAGUUCCAGAAUGUAUUUGUAUUCAACCAGUUAAUCAUAAUGUAGUCAGGGCCAUAUUUUCCCAGAAAAUAUCAAAUUUCUCACGGUGCUUAUUUCGAUUUGUAAUAAGGUAGAUACAAUUCCCGGCAUUUUCCAUUCAUCUGCUGAACCACUGGCUUUUUAGCAUGCAUAUACAUAUACAUUUGUAAAGCUGAAAUGUGUCCUACAACUAAGUACAAGGACCUAACCAAUAUCUUUGGACCUAUUAGUGAGUGUGGUAGUGAUUAUUAAUUGAAAUAGAGGCGAUAGGAUAAAUUGUCGGAAGGGAGAUAACUACUAUAGAUUUUAGUUUAGUUUAUGACAUGUUUUAAGCGUGCACUAAAACAUUUUAUGACAGAUUUUAAGCACGCACUAUAUCAUUUUAUGAUACAUUUUAAGCACGCACUAUAUCAUUUUAUGAUACAUUUUAAGCAUGCACUAUAAGAUUUUAUGAUAGGUUUUAAGCAUGCACUAUAACAUUUUAUGGCAGGUAUUAAGCACGCACUAUAACAUAUUAUGAUGGUGACAUUUUAAGCAUGCACUAUAACAUUUUAUGAUAGUGACAAUUUAUGAUAGGUUUUAAGAUAGGUUUUAAGCACGCGCUAUAACAUUUCAUGCUAGGUUUUAAGAUCGGUCUUAAGCACGCGCUAUAACAUUUUAUGAUAGGUUUUAAGCACACACUAUAACAUUUUAUGGCAUGUUUUAAGCAUGCACUAUAACAUUUAUACAUGUGGUUACAUGUUGUUUUAUCUGUAUUUAUCGUCUUAUAGUAUUUUAAUCUUUUGCCUGUUGUUUAUUGCUUGCAGUGUCUGUGUAGUUUGCCGUGUCCGCAGGUUUGUCUAUCGGUUCUGUCUUGCGUUUAGUGCGGAUCUCAGCAUAUAGUAUUAUAAUAAUAUAUCUUAUCUAGUAUAAAAUAACUAUAUAUUUUGUUUUAGAGUUAUGGGGAAUGAUAUCCCAGUUAUACAAUCAAUAUUAUUACAGACAAACUAUUUGGAUUGAUUAAGAAUUGUUUAAAAUUGUUUAAAAGAAAAUGUUAUUAAUUUAUUAAUUUACUACGUUUCGAUUCAUUUUUCAAACCAUACAGUUAAAACAUCAGUUUUUGUCACCACUUACUACCCGUCACUUGAAAAUUGCUUUUGCCUUGAUGUUAUAAUUUAUAGAAAUAACAAUUCAUAUAGAAAUAUUUAUUAAAGUGAAUCAAGGAUUAUUUUGGGUUUGAUUUUGUAGGGGCUUCACGGCAGAAAAAUAAGGUUGUGUUUUAAUGUCUAUGAAAUUUUUUUUUAUAUAUACUCUUCCAAAAAAGUAGGGGAUAUUGAAAAAUACCUAUGCAGGUUGUGAUAUGAUAAAUAGUCAUGGACACUUGACAUGCUUUGAGAGUAUGUUCACAGAUGAAGAACUUAUCGCCCUAACAGAACCACUGAGCUGCAUGUGCGAUACGCAAUAGCGCCAUACACGUGGGAGGGGUUCAUUGUCAAAUUUGAUACUUCAAGGAAGGGUUGGUGAAAACUACCGCUUGCUGGUUUAUACUAUCCAUGUUUACUUUCCUAUCGGUUCUUGCAUAAGAUUUUCUGUUUAGCGUAUCUUUGCUUUAGUGUGUUACUUUAAUUUGAUCGGAAGACGUGUUCGUCGCCGUCAACGUCAACCGACAACACGGCAAGAAUUGGCCGUGGCACAGCAAGAAGAGUGGGUCAGAUUGCCCCAAAUCGUGAUUGGACGGUUGAUUAGGAGCAUGCCACGACGAAUAACUGAAUGUCUGAGGAUUGGUGGAGCAAUUACUCAUUAUUAAGACAAAAAUCAAAAACGUCCAUUUUCACUUUUGACAAUGUAUCUCUUUGCAAGUGAAAUGGGGCCGUCAGAUAAGCCGCCCAUAUGAACUGUUUAUGUUCAUGUGUAGGCAAUUCGCCUGUUAUUAACAUACACUGGUUACCUCUAAUAGAAACAGCAGUGCAUUUCCGCAGUUUGUAUUGUUUCUGAAUAUCCCCUACUUUUGUUGAAGAGUAUAUAUAGUCAUAAAGUAAUGGGUAAUUGUAAUUAAUUACUUUUGAUGUAAUGGGUAAUGGUAAUUAAUUGCAUUACUAAAAAUGAGAAAGUAAUUGUAAUGAUUAAAUUUAAAAAGUAAUGUGAUGGAAAUGUAAUUAAUUACAUUGGCAGUGUAAUGGCCCCAGCCCUGCUUUGUUGACCAGAAAUCAUUUGUGUUAUUUUGAGUUAACUCUGUAAAUAUUCUGUUAAUUUUGACAUGUGUUUAUUAAUAAAAUACUUAAUUGAUAGUAACUUUGGUAUUUAAAAAUAAAUGAUGUUUCACCGAU
Messenger RNA from Patella vulgata (common limpet), 3454 nucleotides. RefSeq names its product GTPase IMAP family member 7. The transcript is spliced from 4 exons. NCBI's taxonomy places the organism in Eukaryota, Metazoa, Mollusca, Gastropoda, Patellidae. The record is from RefSeq and is a predicted model, not a curated record. Bases 176 to 1105 code for a protein of 309 amino acids. Gene Ontology annotation, molecular function: GTP binding.